AUGGACGAGAAGCCGCCCGCCAGGGGAGGUCCCGGCUUCUGCUCGCUGCGCUGCGGACUGGCCCUGGUCAUGCACCUCUCCAACCUGGCCCUGAUAACGCAGCGCGUCGGGCUCAGCAUCGCCAUCGUCGCCAUGGUGAACGGCACGCGGCGGCCGGCGGCGCCCAACGCCACGGUGGGAGCGGAUGCGCACGGGGACCCCGGCGGGUCCGCCCAGGAGCUCAGGCCAGGGACCUCCGUGUACGAGUGGAGCCCAGAGACUCAGGGCCUCAUCUUCAGCUCCAUCAACUACGGGAUCAUCCUGACGCUGAUCCCGAGCGGGUACCUGGCCGGCAUCGUCGGGGCCAAGCGCGUGCUGGGGGCGGGCCUGCUCAUCUCCUCCCUCCUCACCCUCUUCACGCCACUGGCUGCCGACCUGGGGGUGACUUUGGUGGUCGUGAUUCGGACAGCCCAGGGCAUGGCCCAGGGCAUGGCGUGGACGGGGCAGUUUACGAUCUGGGCCAAGUGGGCCCCUCCGCUGGAACGGAGCAGGCUCACCAGCAUCGCGGGCUCAGGGGCAGCGUUCGGGACCUUCAUCAUCCUCUGCGUGGGAGGACUAAUCUCACAGGCCCUGGGCUGGCCAUUCAUCUUCUAUAUCUUCGGUAGCGUCGGCUGCGGCUGCUGUGUCCUGUGGUUCACGGUGAUUUACGAUGACCCCGUGCGUCACCCGUGCAUAAGUGUCAGGGAAAAGGAGCACAUCGUGGCCUCGCUGGCUCAGCAGCCCACCUCUCCCAGACGGUCUGUCCCCAUCAAGGCCAUGGUCCGGUGCCUGCCACUCUGGGCCAUCUUCACCGGGUUUUUCAGCCACUUCUGGUUGUGCACCAUCGUCGUCACGUACCUGCCGACCUACAUCAGCUCCGUGCUCCACGUCAACCUGCGGGACGUGAGUUCCCUCCCGACGGGUCACAGAAUUGGUAGCCGCCCCGACGGGAACUGGUUCUUGGCUGCCCGCCACCAUCGGCCUUGCCGACCGCGACCGCGAGGGGCCCUGGGGCUCCUGCUGCCGUCGCUCUGUGCCGUGGCCCUGCCCUUUGCGGCCCCCAGUUACGCGAUGACCCUGACUCUGCUGAUACUUAUUCCGGGGACCAGCAACCUGUGCGACUCGGGGUUCAUCAUCAACACCCUGGACGUGGCCCCCAGGUACGCCAGCUUCCUCAUGGGCGUCUCCCGCGGCUUUGGGCUCGUCGCCGGCAUCAUGUCGGCCACCGCCACGGGAUUUCUGAUCAGCCAGGACUCCGUGUCCGGAUGGAGGAACGUCUUCUUCCUCUCUGCGGCCGUCAACGUGUUUGGCCUGGCGUUUUACCUCACGUUUGGACAAGCAGAGAUCCAGGACUGGGCCAAAGAGCGGACCCUCACCCGCCUCUGA
Molecule: messenger RNA, 1404 nt
Organism: Pteropus alecto (black flying fox)
Lineage: Eukaryota; Metazoa; Chordata; Mammalia; Chiroptera; Pteropodidae
Gene: SLC17A2
Product: solute carrier family 17 member 2
Exons: 10
Coding region: 1-1404 (467 amino acids)
Biological process (GO): transmembrane transport; monoatomic anion transport
Molecular function (GO): transmembrane transporter activity
Source: RefSeq, a predicted model, not a curated record